Molecule: messenger RNA, 2649 nt
Organism: Melanotaenia boesemani (Boeseman's rainbowfish)
Lineage: Eukaryota; Metazoa; Chordata; Actinopteri; Atheriniformes; Melanotaeniidae
Product: angiopoietin-related protein 3-like
Exons: 7
Coding region: 16-1512 (498 amino acids)
Biological process (GO): cholesterol homeostasis; phospholipid catabolic process; triglyceride homeostasis
Source: RefSeq, a predicted model, not a curated record
CAUUGAUCUGACAGCAUGCAGACUAUAAAGCCAUGGAUACCCUGCGCCUCCCUGUCCAGUCAUGAGGAGAUGUGCCAUCUUGGACACAGAACUAAACACAACAUGAGAAUAACACUGACUGCUUUCAUGUUUGUCCUGGCUGUUGUCUGUGUUCCUGUCUUCUGUGACCAGGAGGAGCCUCCAGUCUUAGACCUCGGGACUCCUCCUGAGACCAGGUCCCGCUUUGCUCUUCUAGAUGAUGUACGUCUCCUGGCAAACGGCCUCCUACAGCUGGGCCAGAGCAUGCGGGACUUUGUGCAAAGGACAAAGGGGCAAAUAAAUGACAUCUUCAAGAGACUGAACAUCUUCGAUCGCUCGUUCUACCAGCUGUCAGCACUGGCCAAUGAAAUCAAGGAGGAGGAAGAGGAGCUGAAAAAGACUACUGUGGCGCUUAAAGCCAAUAACGAAGAGAUUAAGGGUCUUUCUGAGGAGAUCAGCUCCAAGAUGGACAGCAUUCUGCAGGAGAAGAGCGGACUCCAGAGCAAGGUGGAAGGUCUGGAGGAGAAACUGGGCCAGCUGUCGCUGGGACUGAUGACCACUGCGCAAGCAGCAGAGAUCAACAGCCUUAGGAAUGUGAUCCACAGCCAGGAGCAGAGCAUCCGAGAGCUGCUGAAAGCCAUGAAAGAGCAAAGUGAGCAGCUCAGCCUCCAGCAGAUGAAGAUAAAAGCUCUGGAUGAACAGCUUACAGCCAACAUGUUGCCAUUCUUCAGCUCCGAAGUACCAACCCUGCCCCCCUACCAGACCCCAGCCUCCCCCAGCAGCACAAUGAAUCUGCCAUCAGACUGCAGCGAGCUGUUCGACAGAGGGGAGAGAGCGAGCGGCGUCUACGCUGUCAAACCCAGCAGCUCCAAACCUUUCAUGGCCUUCUGUGAUAUGAGUGGAGACCGCGGGGAAACAGUUAUCCAGCGAAGGAUGAACGGUACAAUGAAUUUUAAUCAACCCUGGGAGAGGUAUGAAAAUGGAUUUGGAGAUUUUCAAGGAGAGUUUUGGCUGGGUCUCCAGAAAAUCCACUCUCUGACUUCUCAGGGUAACUUUAUGCUUCACAUCCAGCUGGAAGAUUGGAACCAGAACAAGUUUUUUACCCUAUACAGAUUUUACCUCGACGGCCCGGAAAGUAACUACACCAUUCACCUCAUGCAUCUGUCAGGAAAUCUGCCUGACCCCAUAAACAACCCCACAGGCAUGAUGUUUUCCACCAAGGACACAGAUUAUUACAACCAGCAGGACUUUAAAUGUGCCCACCGGCUGUCAGGUGGGUGGUGGUUGAGCGCAUGUGGAGACACAAACCCAAAUGGAGUGUACUUCCACAUGAGGCCAAAGGGGCGCUCAGAGUGUCGGAGAGGGAUUCAGUGGAGGUCGAGUGCAAAGGCGUGUUUUUCUGUGAAAUCCACCCAGAUUUCCAUCAGUCCUCUGAUGUCAGUUGGUUCCACCUUCCUAACGGCAGCUUCCUCUGAUUCCCAUGUCUUUUCCUGAUCCACCACCAGCAUUUUCUAGUGACUAUUCUCAGUACAAACCAGUGGCUUCUUGAGGAAAGCUGCUGUGUUCUGUGUGGGGAGCCGUGGUUUCAGAGGCCUUGGACAUGUUUGUCUAUUCCAUGGAUCCUGGAACCAGUAGAUUUAAGCCACAACAAAAGUGUUAUGCAUAAAUUAAUGUUUUACCCUUUAUGUCUGAAUACUGUGUGCUGUUUCUAAUGUAACAGAGCAUCACAACUUUUCCUUGGGAUCCUCAUAUUAGGGCAUAGGGAACAUUUUCACCCAGUUUUAGGGUAAAGUUUGUAGAGAAGAAAUUUGAAAGCAAAGCUUGAAGGAGGCAUUUUCAUGUCAGGUGACAUUUAGUCUCAGUGUGAUGUUUGUCAAAAUUUGAAGAGGGAAACUUUUCAGGACAUUGAUGAUAUUAGAAAAGAGAUGACGUUCCUAACUGCAUAACGCUUGUUAUUUUCUUGUGUAUGAUAAAUUGUUUCCUCCAAAAAUAAUGAAAAUGUAACCAUAACAAGGAUAUAUCUAAAAUAUUUAACCUUACCACAAAAACUAAGUAAAUUUGGGUAUAGUGGAUUAUUUCUUUGUUGUAACUAUACUUCGUGGCAACAAAUCUUAUAUCGUUGGAAAGCUUUUUUUAUACCCCUUUUAAUUAGUACCACAUUAAUAAGGAAAAUGCAUUUGUUGGAUGAGCAGCAGAGUCUGUGGGUUGUCCCCAUGAAAUUGUUGGUGUGGUUAAUUGGAUGAUUAAAGUCUUUUAGAUGUAUCCCUGUUAACUGGUAAUUAUUUCACACUGAAACUAUGUCAGAAUUGUGAAACUGUCAUUGCAUUUUUCCAAGAAAUCUACCAAAAGAAAACAAUAUCAGCAGCAGUUAUUAUUUAUGAAAACAGUUGAUGGAUCAUUUUACGUGAGUAGCAAACAGUUUAACGUAUUGAACUGUCUCAGUCUGACAGGAAGAAUGCCUAAAAUCUGUUUAAAGGGAUCCAAAAUAUGGUUGUUUUUUUAUCUCUCUUUCUUCUUCUGUGGGCUCAAAAGGUGUUAAAUACCUUCGAUAUAUUUGUAGUACAGAUAUAUUUCCAACAUCUUCCAAACUGCAUUUAAAAAGAGGGACAUGCUAUAAAAACCAUAAAUCCU